AUGCUGUCCAUGACGGUCCGGGGCCACGCUCUGCCCUUUCUCGUUGACACAGGGGCUACCAGAUCUACGGUUAAUCAGGACAUUGGGCCUCUGUCUGGACGGACUAUGAGCGUGGUGGGUUUCUCUGGGGUAAGUCAGAUUCUGUCAUUUACCAUCCCCCUCCCCACACACGUAGCGGGACAGAAAUUACAACACCCCUAUCUAGUGUCUCCCAGUGUUCCAGCCAAUCUCCUGGGUAGGGACCUACUCUCGAGACUCAAUGCACAGAUCCUCUGCGGUCAGCAGAGCCUCACUGUCACGUUCCCGGAUGGGUCUGAAGUUCUAUGUGCACAAGGGACUGGGGACACACACCAGUACCUCCUCAGAGACACUGAACCUAGAUUUGCAGACAUUUUUUGGGCCCUGUUGGAGCCAUCACAAACUGGACUCUACUCAUGUUAUCUCCAUUGGAAACCCUGGAUCCUCAGCGUCCACCCCUACGUGGCUCCACCUGACCCGCUCCAUCUGACUCUGUUCUAUGACCGGGAGGGUAAUGAAUGUUACCUAGAGGAAUUCCAAAAUCAGCUAGAAGGUAAGACCUGGCAGCUACAUUCUGGUGACAUUUUGGUGGGACAACAGGGGGUUGCGGCAAUGGUUAAUCUCACGAGAGAGCAACAGUCCUGGUAUAAUAUGUCUGAGACUGCUUUCCCCCACAUUUCACUGGCUCUCCAUCCGGGACAUGAGGCUCGUGAAUUGGGCCCCAUGGUCAAAGCAGCAGUCUCAGCCUCAGACUGGUCUUCCUCCGGCCUGCCUGGCGUGCUCCGCUCUCCGUCCCUGAAAAUGUUCAGAAUUGUGAGUACUACCACUGACUCUGCUUUAUGCACACAUGAACUCAUACCUAGAGACCAUGGUAGGGGACCAAUACGGUCCCGGUGCCAAACCCAUAUGUUGCUCUGAACAAUCUGUCCCCCGAACAAGCACAUUGUAUUAAUCUUGCUAAUGCUUUUUUCUGUCUCCCUUUACAUGAGUUCAUUCGGGACGUCUUCUCGUUCACCUACCAGCGUCGCAGACUCCGUUACACCCGCCUCCCACAGGGAUUCGCCCUCUCCCCUGGCAUCUUUAACCAGGUUCUGAAAGAGAGUUUGGCUGACCUGCAGCUGCCCGAUUGCACCACAGUGAUUCAAUAUGUCGACGACCUGCUCAUUGCGUCCACCACAGCCGAGUCCUGCCUGCAGGCCACACGGGCCCUGCUCCUACUCCUGGCCCGCCAUGGGUUCAAGGUCAGUCAACCUUAGUUGCAAAUCGCGCGGAAACAAGUUUCUUUCCUCAGCAGACUACUGUCACAAAAGGGGGCCUCAUUGUCCCCCGCCCACCGCACAUCCGUUCUGCACCACACUAAGCCUGACACUGUCAAAGCUAUGCUGUCGUUUCUCGGUUUGGUGGGUUACAGCAGGCAGUACAUACCUGAUUUUUCCACUCUCACGUCUCCGCUGAGAGCCAUGGUCACCUCUGCAGGUAUGAGAAAUCUGAAUGCGAAGCCGACAUGCUCCCGCGACUCGGAAGCAGCUUUUAUCAAACUCAAACAAGAACUCGCUGCGUCCGCCGAAUUGGCCCUCCCCGACUACGCGCGCCCGUUCUUUUUGGAUGUUUCUGAAACAGAAUCUGUUGCUAACGGUAUUCUGUUCCAGAAAAAAGGGGGAGAGAGAACGGUACUGAUGUAUCUCAGUGUCAUCCUUGACCCCACAGAAAAACGUCAACCAACGUGCACAAGACAUGCUGCAGGUGUUGCCAAACUCAUCAACAAAAGCGCACACAUAGUUAUGGGACACACACUUCACAUCUUGACAUCACACAGCGUUGUAGCUUAUGUGAACUCACAGACUUUUACGAUGUCCUCCACAAGACAGCAAAAACUCGCUCGCAUUCUCGAAGCCCCAAACUUGCUAUUCACUCAUGAAGGGUUAACAUGGCUGAGCGUUUGGGGGAAGGUGUGUUGCAUGAGUGUGCCCACAGGGUUGAAAAAGAAUUAAAAGCCCGAGAAGACCUCCAGACGGAGCCCAUCCCAGGGGCCAGAAACCUAUACACAGACGGAUGCUGCUACAGAGAUGAGAAGGAAGGACCCAGAGCAGGAUUCUCGGUGAUAGAAGAAACACCAGACGGACUCAAGACGGUAACAGCACAAAAGCUCAAUGGACCACAGUCAGCCCAGAGAGCAGAAGUCGUGGCAGUGAUUGAAGCCCUGAAAGCAGGUAAAGACCAAGACAUUAACAUUUACACUGACUCAGCCUAUGCAGUACAUGCAGCACAAGUAGACCUAGGACAAUGGAUGAGAGCGGGCUACCUAACUGCAAAACAAGAACCCAUUAAACACAUGGAUGAAAUGAAAGAGCUUGCAAAAGCACUGUGGUUUCCCCAGAAGGUAGCCAUCAUCAAAUGCAAAGGACACGACAACAGCGGAUCCAGAGUUGCCAUGGGCAACCAAGCAGCGGACUCCGCAGCCAAAGCAGCCGCAGGAUAUCAUGAGAAGCUCCUGUUGGUAAGACCAGACACAGAGACACAAAUGACAAAACUGUCCCUUACAGAAAUCUCAAAAGAACAGGACCUAGCCUCACCUGAAGAGAAGACAGUGUGGAAACUCAGGGGCGCAGUCCUAUCGGAAGGGACCUGGAGAUCCCCAGAUGGAAGGUUGGUUCUGCCACCUGGGCUCAAAGACAGUAUCUUCUCAGAAGCACAUGGAGUUGGCCAUGCAGGCAUCUCCCAGAUGAAAGUGGACCUCAAAGAAUGGUGGCACCCCUUCCUACAUGACAUGCUAAAGGAGUGGGUAAGACACUGCACUGUUUGCACACACCACAACACCAGACCUACAUACAAACCCGGGGUGGGUAAGUUCCAACUAAAAACACGUCCAGGGAAAGAAAUCAUCAUUGAUUUUACAGAUAUGGUUAACUCAGUCCGAGGGUACAGGUAUGUUUUGAUGUGUGUUGAUGCAUUUACAGGAUGGCCAGAAGCAUGGCCAGUGAAAAGAGAGGACAGCAAAUCAGUAGUUAAGUGUCUCAUCAACCAUUACAUCCCAGAAAAGAUCAGGUCGGACAAUGGGUCACACUUCAAGAACCAGGACCUCCAGUACGUGGAGGCCAUGUUGGGACUUAAACAUGGUUUUGGGUCUGUGUAUCAUCCUCAAUCUCAGGGUAAGGUUUAGAGGAUGAACCAGACAGUCAAGAACAGGCUGUCAAAGAUUUGUGCCCACACAGGGCUGAACUGGGUGGAUGCUCUACCGCUCGCCCUCAUGUCCAUCUGAUCCUCAGUAAACAGGACAACUGGACACACCCCAUUCGAGCUCGAACGUGGUCGACCUUUUCCAGGGCCAGAGCGAGCCCUGCAAAACACUGA
Molecule: messenger RNA, 3369 nt
Organism: Xyrichtys novacula (pearly razorfish)
Lineage: Eukaryota; Metazoa; Chordata; Actinopteri; Labriformes; Labridae
Source: the annotation of a GenBank genome assembly